Dipodomys spectabilis (banner-tailed kangaroo rat) is the source of this 1995-nucleotide messenger RNA. Its product is annotated as ATP-dependent RNA helicase DDX19A. Gene Ontology annotation, biological process: poly(A)+ mRNA export from nucleus. The record is from RefSeq and is a predicted model, not a curated record. Gene Ontology annotation, cellular component: nucleus; cytoplasmic stress granule. Bases 87 to 1523 code for a protein of 478 amino acids. The transcript is spliced from 12 exons. Lineage: Eukaryota; Metazoa; Chordata; Mammalia; Rodentia; Heteromyidae. Gene Ontology annotation, molecular function: ATP binding; RNA helicase activity; RNA binding.
GCGCCGGGGGCGGCCUGCGCUGGAGCCUGGUGUGCGUGCUGUGUGUGGUGCUCUUGUCCGCAAGUUCCCCUCCCUGUUCCAGGACCAUGGCCACCGACUCGUGGGCCCUAGCGGUGGACGAGCAAGAGGCGGCUGUCAAGUCGAUGAACAAUUUGCAGAUCAAGGAAGAGAAAGUCAAAGCAGACACUAAUGGUGUUAUCAAAACCAGCACUCCUGCAGAGAAGACAGAUGAAGAGGAGAAAGAGGACAGAGCUGCACAGUCUUUACUCAAUAAGCUGAUCAGAAGCAACCUUGUGGAUAACACAAACCAAGUGGAAGUCCUGCAACGGGAUCCCAACUCCCCACUCUACUCAGUGAAGUCUUUUGAAGAGCUUCGCCUGAAGCCACAGCUUCUCCAAGGCGUUUAUGCCAUGGGCUUCAAUCGACCAUCUAAGAUACAAGAGAAUGCACUACCCAUGAUGCUUGCUGAACCCCCACAGAAUCUAAUUGCCCAGUCUCAGUCUGGCACCGGAAAAACAGCUGCCUUUGUCCUGGCCAUGCUCAGUAGAGUGGAACCAGCAGACAGAUACCCUCAGUGUCUGUGUCUCUCCCCAACAUAUGAGCUGGCACUUCAAACAGGAAAAGUGAUUGAGCAAAUGGGAAAAUUUCAUCCAGAACUAAAGCUUGCCUAUGCUGUCCGUGGCAAUAAAUUGGAAAGAGGUCAGAAGAUCAGUGAGCAGAUUGUCAUUGGCACUCCGGGGACUGUCCUGGACUGGUGCUCCAAGCUCAAGUUCAUUGACCCCAAGAAGAUCAAGGUGUUUGUUCUGGACGAGGCAGACGUGAUGAUAGCUACUCAGGGCCACCAGGACCAAAGCAUCCGCAUCCAGAGGAUGCUGCCCAAGAACUGCCAGAUGCUGCUUUUCUCUGCCACCUUUGAAGACUCAGUGUGGCAGUUUGCCCAGAAAGUGGUCCCAGACCCCAAUGUUAUCAAACUGAAGCGCGAGGAGGAGACGUUGGACACCAUCAAGCAGUAUUACGUCCUGUGCAAUAACAGAGAUGAGAAGUUCCAGGCCUUGUGCAACCUGUAUGGGGCCAUCACCAUCGCUCAAGCCAUGAUCUUCUGCCACACCCGCAAAACUGCUAGUUGGCUGGCAGCAGAGCUCUCCAAAGAAGGGCACCAGGUGGCUCUGCUGAGUGGUGAGAUGAUGGUGGAGCAGAGGGCUGCCGUGAUUGAGCGCUUCCGCGAAGGCAAGGAGAAAGUUCUGGUGACCACCAACGUGUGUGCCCGGGGGAUUGAUGUUGAACAAGUGUCUGUUGUCAUCAACUUCGAUCUUCCUGUGGACAAGGAUGGGAACCCCGACAAUGAGACUUACCUGCACCGGAUUGGGCGCACCGGCCGCUUUGGCAAAAGAGGCCUGGCCGUGAACAUGGUCGACAGCAAGCACAGCAUGAACAUCCUGAACAAAAUCCAGGAGCAUUUUAAUAAGAAGAUAGAAAGAUUGGAUACGGAUGAUUUGGAUGAGAUUGAAAAAAUAGCUAACUGAGAAGCUCCACCAGUGAGUCGCUGGUGCUCACACUCGGCGCUGCCCAGCCCAGGAGACUAGUGCUUUCAUGGCAUCGGCCUUGACGGCACCUCAAAGACAAAGGCACGAGUAGAGAAGCUACCUACCUCAUUCACAAUUACGUUUGGACUUGACAAAAAUUUGUGCAAAUCUAGGGGAAAAUCAGAGGAAACUUGCAUUUUGGUAAAUAAUCUGCCCUCCUAAAUCCUACAGGUCUUUUUGAGGUCACAUUUUCCCUCUUUUUAUAGUAAUCUGUUUGCUCUAUGAUUGCUUUCCCCAAGACCUCUGCCUUCCCUCUAGCUGGGGUUUAGGAUCAUACUGCAGCCCUGCAGAAAUUACAUAGGUAGUUGUAGUUGGGAGAGACCACCAAGAUAGUGUGUGGCUGGGCACCAAUGGCUUACGCCUAUAGUACUAGCUACUCAGGAGGCUGAGAUCUUAGGAUUGUGAUUCAAAG